This is a messenger RNA of Oreochromis niloticus (Nile tilapia), 4732 nucleotides long. RefSeq names its product nuclear GTPase SLIP-GC. The transcript has 24 exons. NCBI's taxonomy places the organism in Eukaryota, Metazoa, Chordata, Actinopteri, Cichliformes, Cichlidae. Gene Ontology annotation, molecular function: GTPase activity. The record is from RefSeq and is a predicted model, not a curated record. Bases 591 to 3035 code for a protein of 814 amino acids.
GGUCAUAAUUGUGCGAUUUUAUCACUAUUUUGUGUUAUAUACAUAUACAAGACAGUGUACUUUAUUUCUUGUAUUUUGUUUUAAAUCUGUAAUACUCUGUAAACUUUAAUCCAUUCGAUUUAUUUGACACCAAACAAAACCGCUUUCCAGAUGCAUCAACACCACUUCUUCGUCUCCCCCACCCCUUUUUUGUUUUCUCAGUUCUGCUUUUCCCUGCACACCCACUUUAUUCUGUCUAGGUUUAGCGUUGUAUUAUAUGUAGAAAUCCACUUUCACUUUCCUUUUUCCAAACAGUCAACUACACCUUUUCCAAAACCGAGUCCCAGUUUGUUUUUAGACUUUUGCUUUUUGCUAGAUUUUUUUUUCACCCUGUUCCAGUGUGUGCCUCCCUGCUCCUUUUUUAAAAAAAACCAACUUUGUUUAUUUAUUUAGUUCUUUUAUUGUCAACAGUCUUUUUCUGCAUUACUUUCAACCAAAGACUUUUUGCUUUCUUCCCGCCUGUUUCUUGUUUGUGUCUCACUGCUUACUUCACAUCUCCCUCAGAAGCCCAUUUCCCUCAAUACUUUCAACAAAAGUUUCACUUCUUGGUCAUGGAUGAUUUCGUAAGAAACAAACUGGUUGAAUGGGGGCUAAGUGAGUUGGUGGAGAAAUUUAAAGAUGAACAAAUCGAUGCAGAAAGUCUGCGUGUCCUUGAUGAUCGAGAAAUUGAUAAUUUGAUCCCAAAAGCUGGACCAAGAGUGAAAUUCAAGAACAACCUCAAGCUGUUAAAGGAAGAACAAAACUCAAAUCAGGAAACAGUCAAUUCUGUUCAACAGUGUGAACAGGAGCAUGAAGAAGCAGCUGAUGUGGUUCAGGUCUUGCCAUCCACAAGUGAUACAGGAAAGAGAAAAUCAGACGUUCAAAGUAACCCCAGCAGGUUGCAGUCACCAGCUAAGCAACAGCGUCUGUCAAUGCCAGGAUUUGAAGAAUCAAUCAUACUGUCUGAUGUGAAAAACACCAUGACAUUUGUACAUGCCAGACUAAAUGACCAAGACAAACUCAGUGCUUUCUUGAAGAAAAAGAUCAGUGAUUUGGAGAUAGACAAGAGGGAGCUGGUUGGUGUCUUUGGUAAAACCGGGGCUGGAAAGAGCUCUUUGAUAAAUGCCAUCAUCAAAGAGAAGAAUCUUUUACCCUCAGGAAGUGUCAAUGCCUGCACCUCAGUCAUGACCAAAGUGGAAGCUAACACACGUAGCUCAAAGUAUGAGGCAGAAAUUGAGUUCAUCACAAAGGAGGAGUGGAAAGAUGAGUUGUGGUCAUUUCGUCAGUUUCUUGACAAUAAUGAAAAUCAGGAAAAGGAAGACGAUGAUGAUUAUCGUGAUGCUGUCGAAAAGCUGUCAGCGCUGUACAGAGAAGAAUGGAAAGAGAAGUCCUCUGAAAACCUCAUGGAGAACAAAUAUUUUAAAGAAAUUCCAGAAUUUCUCCAAUCCAGGCGAAAGAUAUUGAGAUGUGAAUCAGCUAAUGAACUUUCUGCAAAAUUUGUCAAGUACACAAGAAGUGAUUCAAAACAAGAAGAAGGUAAUGAAGGAAAAAAGUGGUUUUGGCCACUAGUGAAGUGUGUGACUGUCAGGGUGCCAAACAAGCCUCUUCUCCAGCAUGUCACACUUGUGGACCUUCCUGGAAAUGGAGACUGUAACAAGAGCAGAGAUCAGAUGUGGAAAGGGAUUGUUGGAGAUUGUUCUACUGUGUGGAUUGUGACUGACAUUAAUCGAGCAGCAGCAGAGAAAGAGGCCUGGGAGAUCCUGGAAAGUGUCAGCAGUCUGAUUGGAAAUGGUGGCGAAUGUAGGCAAAUUCACUUUAUCUGCACCAAGUCUGAUCUUCUUGAUGAUUCAGAUGAUCUUUCACGAGCUGAUAUCCAUGAUCGAAUAGUAAUAAGAAACCUGCAAGCCAAGGAUGGAGUAAGGAAAGAAUUCAACAAGCGAAGCAAGAUUAAGAAACACUUCACUGAUGACAGUUUCAAAGUGUUCACAGUGAGCUCCAAAGAGUUCCUAAAAGGGAAGCAUCUAAGUCCAGAAGAAACUGAAAUAACCAAACUUCAGGGAUUUUUGCAAGAGCUCAAUGACUGUCACUCUGAGACAGUAAACUAUGUGAGUGGAGCUUAUGGGAUUCUGUCUUUGAUUCAAGGAGCCAACUCUGGAGGAGUGGAUGAUAAAAAAGGUGAGGUGUGUGAAGAACUUGAGAGAAACAUGAUCCUUCAACUUGCAAAUAUCAACAAAAAAACGGAAGAGACCUAUACGGCCUUUGAAAAAUGUCUUGAUGAUGGCGUUGAGAAAUCCAAAGGUUCAUACGGAGAAAAACUCAAGAGCUUCUUGUAUCAUGGAAAGAAGGGUGGUGCUUUUCACGGGGUACUGAAGUGUGUCGUUGAGAAUGGUGGCAUCCACAAACCAAAGAACGGGACCCUAAUAAACCUUAACAUGAAGUUGGCUUCAUGUCUGACUGACAGCAUUGAUGAAGAAUUCAGAAAGACCUUCCCAAAUGACUCAGAAUGUGGAGCAUUCAACGGAGUCAUCAAGACUUUUACACUUAACACUGAUCCUCUGAUUGAAAAGUACAAAAAUGCUGAACUGCAGCUCAGAUUUCUCAAGACAGAGGAAAAAAAAAUUAAGGCAAAACUGAACAGAAUCAUCCGGGAACAGAAGAAAAAAGUCUACAGCAGUCUGACAGAGACAAUUGAGAACAUUAUGGAAGAAGGCUACAAGAAGGCUGCAGAAUUUAGAGGAACAGGCAUGCUGUACAACAUGAGGGAGACUAUUAAGAACCAUGUGCACUCAAAGAAGGACAUGUUUGAGCAGGCAAAAAAUACCAUGUUGGAGAAGUUGCACAGUUUAAUGAGAGACAUCCUGGAGACUCUGGAGGAAACUAUGAAGGAAGCCUUUGAACUUUCAUUCAAGACUGAUGGGAGCUCACUCCCAGAUGUUUCAACAGAGCUUGGUAUGGUGAAGAAACGUUAUGAUGAACUUGCAGCCACUCCAGAUGAUGAAGUGUCCCUUACUGGGUAACUCCUAAUAUGUUAUCAAUGAUUUGCUGACCAGGUAGAAACUGCAGAAACCUGGACACAAACAGGUCUUCCCAGAGGAAGUAUUGUUUAAAACAAAAAACCAUCUGAUUUGGUCUCAAUCCUUUUCAGUUGUUUUUGUUUGGCCUCUUUAAAAGUUUUUUGGUGACAUUUGACUUUGUGAAUGUUAUUAUAAGUGAUUCUGGAUUUUUAUUUCUGUAAGACAUCUGUCUCUUUAAAUGUUUUAAAUCUUGAGGCUAGCAGAGACGUUUGAGGAAAAGCUGAAAGAGAUUUACAUUACAUCACUCUACAUAUAUUUCAAUCUACUUUAAUGCUUUUAUUUUAUGAGUUUAGUUAUGGUUCAUUCAAAUGACAAUGACAAUUAUAUAGCACAUUUCAGUACAUGUAAAAUCGGUCUACUUAACACAGAAAGUAAAAACAUGGCAACACUUUAUAAUACAGCCAAUGACUAACGCGUAAUUUCCUUGUAAAUAAAUGGAAUAUCAAUGUAUUUCAUCUAAAAUUGCAAUUAAAAUUGUAAUUGUAUGUACCUACAAAUAUUUAAAGGUAACAAGUCAUCCAGACCAUUGUUUUAAGAUUUUUAGUAUUAUAAUCUAAUGUCUCCUACAAUUGAUCUUGUAAACAUUGAUUGGUCAGUUAGGGUAAGUAGCUCCAUCUCCAUGCAGCUACAGGACUAGUUUUAUCCCUCUACAUUGUGUCCAUCUUUUCCUCCAAUAAAUGUUUAAUUUCAGUAGUUCUUUUCAUUAUGGAAUUAACUGUCUGAUUAUGAGAUUUAAAGUAGUUUUUCAUCUCAACCUUUCACACACAAAUAUGUGUUUCUGACAGGUUUUCAUACAUUAGAGCCACAGCAGAGGGUGUUUCUCUUAAAAACAAUAUCUGAAUUAGGAUUUGAUGGAUUUGUGUAUGAAAAACACAACUAGUCAUCGAUUUAUUUGUAAAAGUUAAAGUUUGUCUUUUUUUCCAAGGACACAUUCACACUUCUUGUCAUGCGCUUUUAAUUGUUGCUUUCUUGUUCCCUACAAUCUUUCUGACCUGUCAUCUAUGUUUAUUCUUCACAAAAAAUAUUAUUUAUAUGAACAUUGUUUUGGCAGUAGCAUCAGUGGACUCUGUUGUGAUAUUUUGACAACACUGUGUGCUGUUGACAGAAUUUGAGUUUGUCUAAGGUGCGCCUCUGUCAAACCUAACAGCCGUUGUUGUUGUUGCAGGUCUUUCCAAGUAUUCUAUGCCAUUUGAGUCCCCACAAAAGAACUGAGUGUAUUUUGUAUAAAAAUAUAUUAUCACAUUAUUUCUAAAAGCUUGUCUUACAAUGUUAAUCCCCAAUUUACCUUAGAAAUCAAUUAUACUUUUGUUUGGGGGGUUUUUUAAAGCACAAAUAUCCUGAAAUGCCAUGUCCAGUCAUUUUUGUUCAAGUUCAGUUUUUAAUAUAAGCUAUAAAAAUUAAAAACAAUUGUAUACCCUUACUCAUAAUAUUAUAGCCAGAUGUUAUUUUAAUUCUAUAAAUACAUUUUCAAUACUUAGUCUUUGAAAUAAGUCCCUGAAUUGGCUGUAACCCCCAUUACUCUUACUCUUAGGGGCAUUGGUUUUUUUGUUGUUGUUAUUUUUGUUUGUUUUCUUUUCUCUUUUAAUGGAAAUCAACUUUUCUUUUUUAAAGAACCAGAAUAAAUAUCAGUCUUUCAUCAA